Molecule: messenger RNA, 1071 nt
Organism: Nematolebias whitei (Rio pearlfish)
Lineage: Eukaryota; Metazoa; Chordata; Actinopteri; Cyprinodontiformes; Rivulidae
Gene: pnpla3
Product: patatin-like phospholipase domain containing 3
Exons: 7
Coding region: 1-1071 (356 amino acids)
Biological process (GO): positive regulation of triglyceride catabolic process; triglyceride catabolic process; lipid homeostasis
Cellular component (GO): membrane; lipid droplet; cytoplasm
Molecular function (GO): triacylglycerol lipase activity
Source: RefSeq, a predicted model, not a curated record
AUGUUCGACCUAAACAGCGGCUGGAACUUGUCUUUUGCCGGGUGCGGGUUUCUGGGGAUCUAUCACAUCGGAGUGGCCAGCUGUCUGCUGGAGAAGGCUCCGUACCUCGUGAGGGGGGCGGCCCGGCUGUACGGGGCCUCUGCCGGGGCUCUGACCGCCUCCAUGCUCGCCAGCCAGGCAUGUAUCGCUAAAUGCUGUGAGGACGUUAUCGAGGUGGCGAAGGAAGCCAGGAAAAGAAACCUCGGCCCACUUCACCCAACCUUCAACCUGGUGAAGGUCCUGAGGUCCGGCCUGAAUCGGGACCUGCCGUCUGAUGCACAUGUCCUGGCCUCAGGAAGGCUGUGCGUGUCACUGACCCGGGUGUCGGAUGGGGAGAACGUGUUGGUGUCUGAGUUUGGCUCCAAAGAGGAGCUCAUACAGGCACUCAUCUGCAGCUGUUUCAUUCCCAUCUAUUGUGGGCUGAUCCCUCCGUCCUUCAGAGGAGUGAGGUACGUGGAUGGCGGGAUCAGUGAUAACCUGCCACAGUCGGAGAUGAAGAACACCAUCACCAUCUCUCCCUUCUCUGGAGAAAGUGACAUAUGUCCUCGGGACAACUCCACGAGCUUCCACGAGCUGCGCUUCACUAACACCAGCAUCCAGAUGAACAUGGGCAACUUGUAUCGACUCAGCAGGGCUUUGUUUCCCCCAGAACCUAAAGUCCUGGCAGAGAUGUGUCAGAGUGGUUAUAAAGAUGCUCUCCGCUUCCUUGAGGAGAACAACCUGCUAAUGCUGGUGUGUCCCAGCCCCGGCCUUCCACACAGCUCUGUGAGCUGCUGCAACAGGCCAUCUGCUGAAACAACCAAAGAAUGGGUGCUUCGGAGACUCCGUCUGCUGCAUCAGAAGAAGCACUGGUGGCUGGAUGAACAGAUCGCUCUGCCUACUCCAAUAAAAAAAGUGUUCUGUGAAGCCUGCCAAGACAAAGCUGGUCUCUACGCCAAGGUGUCUGGGAUGCUGCCAUUAAGAGUAGCCUCCUACAUGCUCAUGCCAUACACUCUACCUGUUCAGUCAGCGUAUUCUGUGGCCCAGAGGUAA